Messenger RNA from Selaginella moellendorffii, 1808 nucleotides. RefSeq names its product pentatricopeptide repeat-containing protein At2g34400-like. The transcript is spliced from 2 exons. The record is from RefSeq and is a predicted model, not a curated record. NCBI's taxonomy places the organism in Eukaryota, Viridiplantae, Streptophyta, Lycopodiopsida, Selaginellales, Selaginellaceae. Gene Ontology annotation, molecular function: protein binding. The coding region runs from base 14 to 1252 and encodes 412 amino acids.
GGUUCUUGGGACAAUGCGGCUCGGCCGGCUCGAUGGGCCAAAGACGAGGGAGAUCGUCGCCAAGGCGCUGAUGCGCAGCAAGCUCAGGAACACGCGGCGCGACGCAGAGGAGCCCUACACUCCGCCGCCGCCGCGGCCGCGCGAUUCCCUGCUGCUUGUCGCCACAGUCGCCACGCCAGCAUCGGUAGAUUACGAUCCGGCCGAGGCGACGGGGAUCGUCGGCAAGGAUGUGGAGCUCCUGGAAUGCCAGGGCUGCGAGGCGACGACGGCGACCCUAGAAGGUAUGCUCCGGCACUGUAUCAGCUUCAAGGCGGCACCGGAUCUUCGCAGGGUUCACAAUCACAUAGUCAUGACCGAGCGCUGCAAUCGAUCGCUGGGUACGAUGCUCAUCACGGCGUAUGGAAAAUGCGGCCUCCCCGACGCGGCGGUAUCGGUCUUUCGGGGCUUGCGGCGGCAGAACGAGCAGGGCUGGACGGCGGCGAUCGUCGCCAUGGCCGAGAAUGGACGGCAUCGCGACGCUUUCAAUCUCUUCCGGGACAUGAUACUGGAUGGCUCACCGCCACUGCCCGUGACUUACACGGAGGUUCUCAAGGCCUGUGGGGAGAUGGGCGGUCUCAAGGAGGCCAAGCUCGUCCACUUUUGUCUCGCGACCUCGCGGUGGCGCUCGCAUUUGCCCGUCGUUAAUCAGCUCAUCGAUACGUAUGACAAGGUUGGAGGGAUCGAGGAGGCCAGCAAAGCUUUAGGAUCUGUCAUCGUUGACGCUGGAUCCGAGACCUGGAAGAAGGUGUGGGGGACGUAUAAGAAGAGAGGACAGUCGAGGGAGGCGCUCAAGCUGUUCCUCAAUAUGGACCCGGCACAGCAAACGUCUCUAAACGCGAGGAUGUGCCAAGAGGCGAUGAAUGCGUGCUCGAGCCUGGAGGACGCUCGAGCGCUGCACGCACACUUAUCGUCGUUGGGGAUGGCCACCGAGUUUGAGACUGCCAGGCGCUUCCUCGAGCUCUUCAUCCGGCUGGGCAGCCUGAAGGACGCCGAGGUGGUGUUUCAGAGUGUAAAGACAAAGAAUCUGGAAUGGUGGCAGACGAUGAUCCGAGCCUAUGCCGCGGGCGGUGAUAUAGAAAACGUUCGUCGUCUCUACAGAGUGAUGAAGUCCCACCGAAUGAGUUACAAUAAGAAAACGCAAGCACAGAUCUUGGAAAGCUGCAAAACCAAAGGGAAGCUUCUAUCAGUGGAGGCUAUAGCGGUUCCAGCGUGAUCAAAGUAGACAUGGCCGACAUGGCUAGUGGUAUUGCAAGCUUUCGUUGGCGUACUGUUUGAAAGAGUGCAUUCACCGUAGUGAUGAAGAAGAGAAGUGAGCAUACAAGGAUGGAUUAAAUGACUACGGAGCUCUUGUCUAGGAUGACGGAGGCAAUACCCGAAUUCAGUAAGCGCAUCUACUACCAGUCCGGAUUGAGGGAUGAGAUUCAGGACUGGCUGGGACGGACACCACCUUUGAUCUGUUAGUGUGGAAAGCAGAGAAGAGCUUGGGGGGAAGAAAGAAGCCAAGUUAAGUUCUGAGUUUGAAAGGAAGGCUUCUACGUCAGACAAGGCAACCAUGAAAGUUCAAGCAGGACGAGAAGGGACAUUUGGUGGCAGCGACGUCCGUUCGCUAGAAGAAAGAUUAUUGCUGAACCCGCGGGAACACGGAAACAAUGGAGCUGCUCAUCGUGGCGUAGACCAGGAGCAGGAUGAACGUUCUGAUGUUUUGAUCUCGUGAUUGUACAGAAAGGCUUGUUGAAACUUGACCCCUGUUUAGGAGUGAGUGUUGUUCA